Messenger RNA from Leptonychotes weddellii (Weddell seal), 1165 nucleotides. Lineage: Eukaryota; Metazoa; Chordata; Mammalia; Carnivora; Phocidae. The record is from RefSeq and is a predicted model, not a curated record.
AUGGGCCGUGGGAAGUUGUGCUUCUCCACGAGCUUCCCGAACGGCUUCCGUUUGUCUCCCCACAGCUGGGCUGUGAUCAUUGUGGAGUACCGCGGUGGACAGCUGUGUCCUGGGGCCCCUGUGUGUGUCUGGGGAUACUCAACAAAGCACGUUGUAGAAGGUCUGGAACCACGAACACUGUACAAAUUCCGACUGAAGGUCACCAGCCCCUCUGGAGAAUACGAGUACAGCCCAGUGGUCUCUGUAUCUACCACCAGAGAACCCAUAAGUAGUGAGCACUUUCACCGAGCUGUCAAUGUGAAUGAUGAAGAUUUGCUGGUUCGAAUACUUCAAGGAGGAAAUGUUAAGGUUGAUGUUCCCAAUAAGUUUGGCUUUACUGCUCUGAUGGUCGCUGCCCAGAAAGGCUACACCAGGCUUGUGAAAAUCCUCAUCUCUAAUGGCACGGAUGUGAAUAUGAAGAACGGAAGUGGCAAGGACAGUCUGAUGCUUGCAUGCUACGCGGGACACCUAGAUGUUGUGAAAUAUCUCCGAAGACACGGCGCUUCCUGGGAGACCAGAGACCUAGGAGGCUGCACGGCUCUGCACUGGGCUGCAGAUGGAGGCCACUGCAAUGUGAUUGAGUGGAUGAUAAAAGAUGGCUGUGAGGUAGACGCUGUGGACACAGGCUCAGGAUGGACCCCACUCAUGAGAGUCUCUGCAGUCUCUGGAAACCGGAGUACAGCCUCCGUGCUGAUCGAAGCUGGAGCGGACGUGAACAUGAGAGAUAAAGAUGGAAAGACCCCGCUCAUGGUGGCCGUGUUAAAUAAUCACGAGGAGUUAGUCCAGUUACUUCUUGACAAAGGAGCAGAUGCAAGUGUAAAAAAUGAGUUCGGCAAAGGUGUCCUAGAAAUGGCCAGAGUUUUUGACAGACAGAAUGUGGUCUCCUUAUUAGAAGAAAGGAAAAGAACCCAAAUGGCAAAGAAGUAGUCUGUCUGCUGACCAGGGCGCUACUGACUUUGAAAGCCCAAGAGAAACAACGGCAAAACGCGACCGUUGAGCUAGAGAUGAAACUCCGCGUCUUUUGAGGUUAUACAUUUGAUUAUUUAUUUAGUCGAAGAUUCACAGUGAAUUUUGUGACGUACAACUGUUCCCACUUUGAAAUACAUCUUUUUUUUUUUACCUAAGC